AUGAAAGUCAAAAUAAACGAAGUUCACAGUGUGUUUGCUUGGUCAUGGCACAUCCCUAGCACAUCAGAUGAGAACGCAACUAAUAAGAACCUAAAUGACAAUGAUGAAGAUGAAGAUGUCUGUGGUAUAUGUCGCGCCAGUUAUAACGGUACCUGUCCAAGCUGUAAAUUUCCAGGCGAUCAAUGUCCUUUAGUAAUUGGAGUAUGUCAUCAUAAUUUUCAUGAUCAUUGCAUAUAUCGAUGGCUUGACACACCAACCUCAAAAGGACUGUGUCCGAUGUGUAGGCAAACUUUCCAGCUACAGAAGGGCCUAGCAAUCAAUGACGCACAUGUUCAAAAGUUUGUUGAAAUAGUUUCAAGAAGAAGAGAAGAAAUGAUAGAAGAGGGCGUAGCAGAGGAGUUUGUGGAUUUUGAUGAACCAAUGCGGCAAAAUACAGAUAACGCAAUCGAUAGACAGCAAGUUGAUACCAUUUUGGAUGAAGACUUCUUGUUACGAUAA
Messenger RNA from Saccharomyces paradoxus, 498 nucleotides. RefSeq names its product anaphase promoting complex subunit 11 (gene APC11). NCBI's taxonomy places the organism in Eukaryota, Fungi, Ascomycota, Saccharomycetes, Saccharomycetales, Saccharomycetaceae. The record is from RefSeq and is a predicted model, not a curated record. The coding region runs from base 1 to 498 and encodes 165 amino acids. Gene Ontology annotation, molecular function: ubiquitin protein ligase activity; cullin family protein binding; zinc ion binding. Gene Ontology annotation, biological process: anaphase-promoting complex-dependent catabolic process; positive regulation of mitotic metaphase/anaphase transition; protein ubiquitination. Gene Ontology annotation, cellular component: anaphase-promoting complex; nucleus. The transcript has a single exon.